Messenger RNA from Mya arenaria, 2106 nucleotides. RefSeq lists its product as uncharacterized. NCBI's taxonomy places the organism in Eukaryota, Metazoa, Mollusca, Bivalvia, Myida, Myidae. Gene Ontology annotation, molecular function: zinc ion binding. The transcript has 2 exons. Bases 125 to 961 code for a protein of 278 amino acids. The record is from RefSeq and is a predicted model, not a curated record.
UCAUGUACGAAAUGAUGUCUAGCUGUGUUUUUAAAGGCUGUUAACAAACAUUGAAUAAUUAGAAAGCAGAGACACUUCUUAUUGACCCUCUGAUAAAACGUGACUAGUAUAUAAAAACAUAAAUAUGGAUAGUGAUAUGAAUUAUGAUUCCCCGUGUACAAGUUGCCAGGAAAAUGAAUUGAACUCGGAAGCUGUGUGUUACUGCGAACAAUGUGAAAAACGGUUUUGUGCUGUCUGUGUUAAAAUGCAUGAACGUAUUCUUAAGGAGCACAGUGUCCUUGACAAAAGCCUCCAAUAUUUGUGGAGCAAAGAAAAUGACGAUGGUAACGACACCAACGGGUUUGUUCAAGACAAUAUUCUAGACGAAAGUCAACAGAAAUCAUCUACACAAGAGAAAGACAGUACUUAUGUCAACAGCGCGUCCGUUCGAGGCAAUAUGCUUGACGAAAGCCAUCAUAUAACAGAGGAGAAUGACAGUACUUACGUCAACAGCGCGUCCGUCCGGGGCAAUAUGCAAUAUGCUAGACAGAAGUCAAUAACUGUCAUGGAACAAAGAAAGUGGCGGUACGGAUUUGUUGGCGGUCCUACAACGAAGAGCACCAGGCAGGAAAUGGACCGUGAUCGUCCUAAACUUACUCCAGCGAAGGAAAUUUUGGGGAAAGUCCUCGAUAGCCCCUUGUCAAAAUUAUGCGGAAUAGUGGGGAAAACUUCUUUGUACUUCGACGACGAAGGCGUCCGUUUACUUCAUACAGACAGAAAAACAGAUGUGAAAAUUCCUUUAAAUAUGAUAAGAAGAUACGGUAUAGAAGGAUGUAUAUUCUAUAUUGAAGUUGGAAGGCGCUUCGACUUUGGAGAGGGAUUUAUAAAUACAAAGUGUUCUUCACGUAAAGAUGCGAAAUUGGCGAACACUUACAUGGUUGAUGCUAUUAGCAAAAAAAUGACUGUGCACAAAUGUGUAUAACUUAGACGAACGCAUGUUUAUGUAUUAGUGGACAUGAAUAUUAAUUAUAAUAUAAUGUCAUAAAAUUGAAUCUGGCUUACAAAUAUAUGCAUUCAUAAAAAAACCGCAGUUGAAAAUCGCGCUCUCAAAGACCUGUUUUUAUGUUUGGUUUGUUAUUUAUUCGUUUUUCGAGCAUAUACAAAGCAUAAGUUUUAUAUAGUUUAAUGCAUCGGUCGUGUAAAAGUCUGGCUAAAGGAUAGUAUAACGCGAAUAACAAAUGAUUGUAGGAUAAUUAUUUGUUUCAAUGUAAGAUCGCAAUACAUCUCACUAAGUGUGAACCAAAAGCUUUAUAAACAUUUCGUGUUCUAGAUAUUGUAAGAAUGUUGUACAUAUGCUAACCGAAAAUGAAUUUUCCUUACCUAAAUAUGUUAUCCAAUAUUAAAUCAAUUAAUUUCUGCAAUAGUUUCGAUCGUACACCAUCGUUUAUUCGAAUUAACUAUAAUUGCACACCUGUCAGGGGCCUUACACAGUGCAAAAAUCUAUUGAGGGACGCCCACUUAAUAUGUUUAAAAAAACAACAACAUUUUUUUUAAGUAUUUGUUUAAAUUUAAACAAGCAUAAUUCAUUGAUCCGUUGCAACAUGUGUAGCUGUAAUAAGGGGUUGAGCAAAUUUUACGAAAGUUGAUUUUAUCAGAUUUCCAAUCAAAAAGCAUUACAUUUUCCGGAAAUACAAAUCAAUAUGUUUUGAGUCAGAAUUGCGAGUACUACCAGAUCAACAAUGUCUUGUGGCUUGGUGGUAAUUGCAGCUAUUUUAAGAAAUAUAUUUGCAUUUUUGUAACCAGGAAAUGGAUUUAAUCUGCUAUUUUUCAUUAUUUUAUUGAUCUUUCCUCUUUGAAUGAAAGAAUUUCAUCAAGAACCCACAAUACAUAGUUGAUAAGGUAGUCUGGGGCAUUUUGACACAAAUAAAAGUUUAAUUGACGACAGAGUUUCUGAAAAAAUGUGAUCGAAAAAAUGAAAAAUGUUUUUAAAGAUUGAUACAGUCUUAAUCUAUAAUCGUUAAACAUACCUCGUUUGUUAUACCAAUUCGUAAGAUAUUUUUUAAAUGAUAUGAACGCUCGGUAAAUCAGUCUUUACAAUAAAUGAGAGCGAGGUAGAGAGAGCGGAAG